UUUAUAACGAUGUUGGUGCAUUUUUUGAAGAAGGGAUGUGGCUACGAUAUAACUUUCAGGCACCAGCAACAAAUGCCAGAGACUCCAGCAGCAGAGUAGACAACGCUCCCGACCAGCAGAACUCCCACCCGGACCUGGCACAGGAGGAGAUCCGCUUCAGCUUCAGCACCACCAAGGCGCCCUGCAUUCUCCUCUACAUCAGCUCCUUCACCACAGACUUCUUGGCAGUCCUCGUCAAACCCACUGGAAGCUUACAGAUUCGAUACAACCUGGGUGGCACCCGAGAGCCAUACAAUAUUGACGUAGACCACAGGAACAUGGCCAAUGGACAGCCCCACAGUGUCAACAUCACCCGCCACGAGAAGACCAUCUUUCUCAAGCUCGAUCAUUAUCCUUCUGUGAGUUACCAUCUGCCAAGUUCAUCCGACACCCUCUUCAAUUCUCCCAAGUCGCUCUUUCUGGGAAAAGUUAUAGAAACAGGGAAAAUUGACCAAGAGAUUCACAAAUACAACACCCCAGGAUUCACUGGUUGCCUCUCCAGAGUCCAGUUCAACCAGAUCGCCCCUCUCAAGGCCGCCUUGAGGCAGACAAACGCCUCGGCUCACGUCCACAUCCAGGGCGAGCUGGUGGAGUCCAACUGCGGGGCCUCGCCGCUGACCCUCUCCCCCAUGUCGUCCGCCACCGACCCCUGGCACCUGGAUCACCUGGAUUCAGCCAGUGCAGAUUUUCCAUAUAAUCCAGGACAAGGCCAAGCUAUAAGAAAUGGAGUCAACAGAAACUCGGCUAUCAUUGGAGGCGUCAUUGCUGUGGUGAUUUUCACCAUCCUGUGCACCCUGGUCUUCCUGAUCCGGUACAUGUUCCGCCACAAGGGCACCUACCAUACCAACGAAGCAAAGGGGGCGGAGUCGGCAGAGAGCGCGGACGCCGCCAUCAUGAACAACGACCCCAACUUCACAGAGACCAUUGAUGAAAGCAAAAAGGAAUGGCUCAUUUGAGGGGUGGCUACUUGGCUAUGGGAUAGGGAGGAGGGAAUUACUAGGGAGGAGAGAAAGGGACAAAAGCACCCUGCUUCAUACUCUUGAGCACAUCCUUAAAAUAUCAGCACAAGUUGGGGGAGGCAGGCAAUGGAAUAUAAUGGAAUAUUCUUGAGACUGAUCACAAAAAAAAAAACCUUUUUAAUAUUUCUUUAUAGCUGAGUUUUCCCUUCUGUAUCAAAACAAAAUAAUACAAAAAAUGCUUUUAGAGUUUAAGCAAUGGUUGAAAUUUGUAGGUAAUAUCUGUCUUAUUUUGUGUGUGUUUAGAGGUGUUCUAAAGACCCGUGGUAACAGGGCAAGUUUUCUACGUUUUUAAGAGCCCUUAGAACGUGGGUAUUUUUUUUCUUGAGAAAAGCUAAUGCACCUACAGAUGGCCCCCAACAUUCUCUUCCUUUUGCUUCUAGUCAACCUUAAUGGGCUGUUACAGAAACUAGUUCGUGUUUAUAUACUAUUUCCUUUGAUGUCCUAUAAGUCGGAAAAGAAAGGGGCAAAGAGAACCUAUUAUUUGCCAGUUUUUAAGCAGAGCUCAAUCUAUGCCAGCUCUCUGGCAUCUGGGGUUCCUGACUGAUACCAGCAGUUGAAGGAAGAGAGUGCAUGGCACCUGGUGUGUAACGACACAAUCAGCACAACUGGAGAGAGGCAUUAAAGAACCAGGGAAGGUAGUUUGAUUUUUCAUUGAAUUCUACAAGCUAAUAUUGUUCCACGUAUGUAGUCUUAGACCAAUAGCUGUAACUAUCAGCUGCAAUACCAUGGUGACCAGCUGUUACAAAAGAUUUUUUCCUGUUUUAUCUGAAACAUACUGGAUUUAUAUAUGUAUAAGCGCCUCAAUGGGGAAUUAGAGCCAGAUGUUAUGAUUUGUUUGCUCUUUUUCUUUUAUAGUUUAGUUAUAGCAAAAAUAUGGAUAAUUUCUAGUGAAUGCAUAAAUUAGGUUGCGUUUCUUAUUUUGCUUUAAAUCUCUGGUAGUUUUUCCACCCCUGUGACACAAUCCUAAUAGACAGUGUCCUGUAAAUGGACACAACACAAUAAAGUCAAGUUAUUAUUGCUGUUACUCUGGAUGAUAUGGAAAACACUGCCAUAUUUUAAAUCAACUACUCCACGUGUUUUUCCAUCCAAUCACACUGCUGUGAUUCAGGGAUCUUUCUUCUAAGACGGACACAUUUGAACCUCAGGUUCAUCACAAACCUGGUACCUGUUGCUUCCCAGAGGAUGGAGAAGUGUAGUUAAUCACACCUCUUAGUUUAAUCUGAAAUCUUGACCCAGUUAUUUAACAAAUAAAUACCUCAUUGAUUAUAUUUAAAAGUAAUACACUUCCUGUAAACAAAUGGGGACAAUGCAUCCAAAAAAUCUUUUUAAACAGAUUACACAAAAAUUAUUUCCAGAAAGGCUACCAUUUAUCAUCAUUAUAUUUCAAGCCUCUUAUACUUAAUAAGCACUUUCUAAAAAGUCUUGAGAUCCCACCAUUCUGAGGAAUUCAAUAUGAUCACUUUUUCCUUCUUUGCCUGGGAGAGGUUAAGAGGAGGUUUCGAAGGUAUAGAUGCUAUUGUUCUGAUGGCCCGGCUGAAUAAAAUGGAAAUUCUAGUUUGUUAGAAUUAUGCAUUCUUUUUCAAGAUUCUCAGUGUGCCUAACUUAUUGGAGCACAUCAGUUUCUUGGGUAAUGGAAAACAUUACCUAGAGUUGCCAGUGGCACAUUACACCAGUACAGAGCACAUUCCAAAGGAGACAUUGGACCAGUUAAUUCCCAUACAAGUCAAGGUAACAGAACAAAAGGGAAUCCUGAUGCCCUUUUACCAUUGCUGGUUGAGCUCAGGCACUGUCAUGGACACCCUUAAUUUUAAAAGGUUUUAAUCAUUCUUCUAUAAAAUACAUUUAAAAUGGAAAAAUACUUAAUAUCACUAAAUAUCAGAACAAUGUAACAUUUACAAAUGACAUAUUGAAAGCAAAGGCUGUUUUAUUUAGCCAAGAUGAUUACCAUUAGGAGUUACUUUAUGUAUUGUUGAAAGCAAAUUUUAAACAUGAUGUUUUAGAAGUGUUUCUGAUUUUUAAACCUGGUUUACAGGUAUUACUUCUGCACUUACCAAAUAAUGCCAGAUGGAAAUUUAUUAUUUCUUGCAAUUCCCAUGAUAGCUCUGUUCUUUAUGCAUUGUCUCAACACUUUCCCUUUUUUCCCAAAAUGAGUAGAGAAUUAAAGCCACCCAAAACAGCUUCUGCUACUAAAAUGUUCUCAUCCUUUCUCCUCCCUCUCCUUUUCCUGCCACAAAAGGUGAAAAAUGAGAUCCAAUCCUCUCACCAAAAUUUCAAACCUAGGACACUGGAAUGACUGCAGGGAUCAGUGGUUCUCCCAUAUCACCAUCAAUUAAGACAUAUAGGACACUGUCUUCCUUCAAGAGGGUUACAAUGUGGCCAUCAGACAGGAAACCAAACGGUGGAUAAAGUAUUAAGUAACUAAGUGCCAAAUAAAUGCUGGAAAUCUUGACCUCUCCUUGGGAUUAUGGGUGUAACAAAAAUCCCUACAUCUGUUUAUGAAGGCCAUAUUCAGUACAUUUUAAAUGGUAAAUAAUCUGUUUAUGUGAAGAAAAAGAAUUAAGUCUUUCUUCCAACUCUCUCCUUGGAUAGCCUAGCACAGUGCAGCCUCCAUAACCAUGACAUUCCCGCCCAAGCUCUCAGUGCCUAAUCCUGCUUUGUCAUUCACAUCUCACAAAAUCUUGACAUCUUACAUUCCAAUACAUUAUCAAGCAAGCACAAGUAUGCUGGUAGUAGCCUCUUUAAAUAAUAUGUAUAGACAACAACAACGACAAAAAAUAGACUGUUUUAAAGUUUCAGGGAAAGUUGGUGGCUGAUUUAAAGUUGUGCAGGAAACAUCUUCUGUGUAUGAAGCAAAUGUCGAUGUUUUGAAAAAAGCUAGGAGAUGACUUUGAAUGAAUGCAAGGUUAGUGAGAUCCUAAGCUCUCAAAAUAGCAUAUUCCCUAGAGCUCAAGAAAGCUGGUCCAGGAGGUUGAAAAAGCUAUUUUGUUGUUAAAUUAUUUUCUGGCCCUUCUUAAUAUUUAAAAAUGUAUUUCCCCUUGUGGCUUUCAACCACCUGCUCAAAAAAAGAGACUUGUUACAUGAAAGUUUUCAUUAAAGAGCUGAAAACAAGAAUUUAGAGAGCCAUUCCUAGAAAAUGUCCUACUGCCCUGCAUUUGACAAACAAGCAUCCUUUACUAACAAGAGCAGGAAUUCAGAGGCACAAGAAAAAGCAUUGGCAUGAGCCAAAGAGUCUGUCUUAAUGUUACUUUUGAAAAUCUGCUGAGCGGCCACCAUAUGCAGGCUGAGAGCUGGGCACAGGCGAAGCCAUUGGAAGCACUUCAGGAACAAGCACACAGCUGUGGGACUUGAACAUGCAAGUGUUCAGGUUGUGUCAAGAAGCUUUUCUUUCCUUCUAUGAUGGAAUCUGUUCUUUUCUAUCCUACUUUUUUCUCUCUUCCUCUCCUCACCACAUUAUACCCUGCUCUUACGCAGUAAACGUUUUAAUGGCCCGUUUAUGUCUCAUGCCUCCAAACAACACUGAAUUUGAAACCCCCCAUUUUUUCUUUUCACCACCCUGUUGAGCAAUUUUCCCAAAAAAAGGGCAGCAAUUAUUAAAUUGAAUUCAAGUAAGCCAGCCAAAGAUAGGUCCUAAAUUGCUAGUCCCAGUAGAACCACCUGAUCCUAAACCAGUGCGAAACAAACAGUAACAAUGUCCCCAGCUGACUUCAGCUAAGAACCAAUGGCUCCUACCCCCGCCCCGCUUUUUUUUGUUGUUUUUUGUUUUGUUUUGAGACGGAGUCUUGCUCUGUCCCCCAGGCUGGAGUGCACUGGCGCAAUCUCGGGCUCACUGCAACCUCCUCCUCCUCCCACAUUGAGGCGAUUCUCCUGCCUCAGCCUCCCAAGUAGCUGGGAUUACAGGCACCCGCCAUCACACCCAGCUAAUUUUUUUUUUUUUUUGUAUUAUUAGUAGAAGCCAGGUUUCACCAUGUUGGCCAGGGUGGUCUCGAACUCCUGACCUCAAGUGAUCCGUCCACCUCGGCCUUGCAAAUUGCUGGGAUUACAGGUGUGAGCCACCGUGCCGAGCCAGCCCCAUUUUUUAAAUGAUGUUUUGGUUAAGAGUGGACCAUGAGAAUUAGCUGACAGCAUCCCCUUUCUCUCUCCCUGCCUUGGUGGGACCCUCCCUGUGUGACCUUGGUCAAGUCCUCGAACUUUUGUCCCGUAUUUAAGAUGGAGCUGUUUUACCUACUUCAUAAGACAGUUGCGAGGUGCCAUUGAUUCUUGACUGCAAAAUACCUUGAAACCCUUAUAUAAAGACUGAAGUCAACGGAGCCUAGUGAAAGACUUACUUUGUGGCUUGUGGUUGAAAGUCACAUCAAAAGACAAAUGUGGCCACGUUCAGGAAUUGGAGACUUACUGGCAUGGCUCUACAGCUGCUCAGUUAUUAAUCAUGCAGACUAACCUGUCAACACUGGGAGAUGCAACAUAGCAAAAGGACAGAGAAAUUAGAAUUUUUUGUGCAGAAAGCCCUAAAUUCCCACCUGAAUGUAACUUACAGCUCCCUUACCUACUCUCACACAUGCCCUCAAACAUGCUAGAUUGGCUUAUACAUAGGCCAACACAAAAUACAAACGUGACGUGUUCAUGUAGCCUAGUGGCUAUAUGCCUAUUCUCCAUGUACCCUGCAUGGUAGUGCUGCAAACUUUAAAGUACAUUUCUUUCACAGCAGUAUUUUUUUUCAUAAGUGGCAUAUAAAUGUCAUUCAAUGAAAUGGGGAAAUCACGUUGAGAAGUUGGUCUGUCAUCUCCCAUUGAGCAAAGACUGGCAGGAGAUAAUAAAAAUAAAUAUGGGCACACAUGUAUUAAUAUACAGCACGCAUUUACAAGUUUAUUUUCCAGAUAAAAUUGUGCUAUAAGAACAGCUCUACCAAGACAGUCUGCACCAUUUCCAAGUCUCAGUUAAUUUACAGCAACUGCUGCUUUCGGAGAUGGCUGUGAAAAUAUGGAAGUUCCUCUCAAGUAGGCCAAGAAACAGUUCUAGAUUUUACUAAGUUUUAUUUUGUCAGGUUUUUUAAAUUUUUUCAGUGAGCGUGGUGACUGCAGAGGUUAGUGCUGUGAAAAGCUGGGCUAAAUAUUCUUUCUGUAAAGUCAAACAGGAUUCCAUCCCCUGUGAAAUAACACAAAAUUUCACUCUCUAAAAGCAACAGCAUGUAAACUAGAAUGAAAGAAGGAAAUUAUGUACGUAUGCCUAAUAUUCUUUGUGAAUGUCUUUCAUUUAACUAAAAUUAUAUUAGAAACCAGAUUGAUAAAUAAAAAAUUCAAAGUAGUUUUAAUUAUCCUAAAA
Messenger RNA from Homo sapiens (human), 6377 nucleotides. It is a transcript of the gene CNTNAP2, whose product is annotated as contactin associated protein 2. Gene Ontology annotation, cellular component: axolemma; synaptic membrane; neuronal cell body. The record is from RefSeq and is marked reviewed. NCBI's taxonomy places the organism in Eukaryota, Metazoa, Chordata, Mammalia, Primates, Hominidae. Gene Ontology annotation, biological process: central nervous system development; startle response; prepulse inhibition. Gene Ontology annotation, molecular function: protease binding; transmembrane transporter binding.